GAAUACUGCCCCGCCCUGCCCCUGAUUGCACAGGCGCCAACUGAGCCCGGUGCUAGCCCGGCCAUCACGGGUUCCGAUCAUAUGCCUUCCCCCGUGUCCUCCACCAACGUGCGGACCCAUCAGGAAUCCGUUCCCUUUCCGGUUCCUUCUCCAAAGGUUACCACCGUCGCAUUCGACCUGUGAUGCAUGGGCGCCGUCUGCUUCCGCGGGGAGAGCCUCCUCGACCGCAGUGCCGACGCCAUGGACGGGUGCGAGCACCGCCCUUUUAACGUUUUCUUCCGGGACGCGAGGCUGGCGUUCCGAUGGGACGAGCUCGGGCAGGAGAUCAUGGGGAUCGCGCUGCCUGGCGCGCUCGCGCUCAUGGCAGACCCCGUCGCCUCGCUCGUCGACACAGCCUUCAUUGGCCACAUAGGUCCAGUAGAACUUGCAGCUGUAGGGGUAUCAAUUGCAGUGUUUAAUCAAGUGUCGAGAAUUGCAAUAUUCCCCCUUGUCAGUGUCACAACAUCAUUUGUUGCAGAGGAGGAUGCUACAUCUGUUGGCAGAGAAAAAGUUGAAAUCAAUGGAGAAAAUGAACACAAUGUUUCCGACAGUGAAAUGGUGGAAUUGAUUUCUCCCAAAGAGACCAGUGCAUCUGCCAUCAAGUCAUCUUUUGAAACUUACUCCUCUGAGGUUGAGCAAAAGAGGAAAAAUAUUCCAUCAGUUUCUACAGCGUUAGUACUUGGUGGGGUGCUCGGCCUACUUGAAACUCUACUGCUCGUUUUCUGCGCAAGACCUAUCUUAGGCUACAUGGGUGUAAAGCCGGACUCUGCAAUGUUGAAGCCUGCAUUACAGUACUUGGUACUCAGAUCUCUUGGUGCUCCUGCUGUUCUCUUAUCUCUGGCAAUGCAAGGGGUCUUUCGUGGACUUAAGGAUACAAAGACGCCUCUAUAUGCAACUGUGGCCGGAGAUGCAACCAAUAUAGUUUUGGACCCAAUAUUUAUGUUUGUGUUCCAGUAUGGUGUCAGGGGUGCAGCCAUUGCUCAUGUUAUAUCACAAUACUUCAUUGCAGCUAUACUUUUAUGGAGAUUAAGGCUACAUGUUGAUUUGUUGCCAGCCGACAUGAAACAUCUUCAGUUUGGUCGGUUCCUCAAGAAGGGUUUUCUACUACUAGCAAGAGUUAUUGCUGCAACAUGUUGUGUAACACUAUGUGCAUCAAUGGCUGCACGAUUAGGCGCAACUCCAAUGGCUGCAUUCCAGAUCUGCCUGCAGAUCUGGUUGGCUUCUUCGCUUCUUGCUGAUGGAUUGGCUUUUGCUGGCCAGGCUAUACUUGCAAGUGCAUUUGCACGCAAGGAUUAUUCGAAAACCACUGCCACAGCUUCUCGUGUGUUGCAGCUGGCGUUGGUCUUGGGACUUCUCCUGAGCAUACUUCUUGGCUUUGGCCUCCGCAUAGGAUCUAGGUUAUUUACGGAUGACCAGGGUGUACUGAAUCAUAUCUACAUAGCAAUACCGUUUGUCUGCAUAACUCAACCAAUCAAUGCUUUGGCUUUUGUUUUUGAUGGUAUCAAUUAUGGAGCAUCAGAUUUUGGAUACGCGGCUUAUUCAAUGGUCCUUGUUGCUAUUGUCAGUAUUAUUUGCAUAGUCACUCUUGCAAGUUCUAAAGGUUUUAUCGGAAUUUGGAUAGCUUUGGCGAUCUACAUGAGCCUCCGAAUGUUUGCCGGAUUUUGGAGGAUAGGGACUGCAAGAGGACCAUGGGCUUUUCUUCGUGGAUGAACAUCUAUGCUAUCGCAUGCUAACUAACAGUUUACAGCACCAUAAUCCUACUUCGCAUAGGGUUGGUUAUAUAGGCUUGUAGCGAGCCCCUGUUGCACGUUUGGUGCAAUAAGGGACAUUAAUUCUUGUACACAUUGAUUCUUCAAAAUCCAUGCUGUGCAAGUGAUUCAACUUUAUACUAGGCAGUUAUGCGGGGCAACAAUCCAUUAAUCACUCAUGAGGGCAUUGCACUGUUCAAAUAUUUAUUGGAUUAUCUGUGAUAUAGUGAAAAGGUCCAAUACUAUAAAAGUAUGUUAGGUCAGGUACUUGUAAUCUCAAGGGAUUGUCGCAAAUCAAUAAAUGAUCUUUCUUCAUGCAAAAAUAA
Molecule: messenger RNA, 2113 nt
Organism: Phragmites australis (common reed)
Lineage: Eukaryota; Viridiplantae; Streptophyta; Magnoliopsida; Poales; Poaceae
Product: protein DETOXIFICATION 42
Exons: 13
Coding region: 187-1749 (520 amino acids)
Biological process (GO): transmembrane transport
Cellular component (GO): membrane
Molecular function (GO): xenobiotic transmembrane transporter activity; antiporter activity
Source: RefSeq, a predicted model, not a curated record